Messenger RNA from Humulus lupulus (European hop), 4264 nucleotides. Its product is annotated as disease resistance-like protein DSC1. The coding region runs from base 338 to 3958 and encodes 1206 amino acids. The record is from RefSeq and is a predicted model, not a curated record. The transcript is spliced from 5 exons. Gene Ontology annotation, molecular function: ADP binding. Gene Ontology annotation, biological process: signal transduction; defense response. NCBI's taxonomy places the organism in Eukaryota, Viridiplantae, Streptophyta, Magnoliopsida, Rosales, Cannabaceae.
AUUUGAUCGGAUCAGUUACCCAGUUUGUAGCGGAUCUUAGCACCCAGCGAGGAAGACAGACAAAAAAAAAAAGUCUUCUUGAUCUUUGACUGACACGAGCUCCCUUUGUAGCAUUGACCUGGUACAGAAAUGGGUUCUGUUGAAGUUUUUAUCUUUACAAGAUUUCCAUUGUAAUACAGUAUGUUUCUAUAUUUCUUUUGCUAAACAAUAGCUCUUUAUGUUAAAUUUCAGUAAAAUGUGUGAAAUUUAGCUCCUACAAGGCUCAAAGGAGGUUACUUUUUCUGGGCAUUUUAUGGUUUUGUAGCUGCUAGAUUACAGGGUUUUGGUCUUCUUGGGUAUGGCUUCUUGUUCUGAGCCAUCCCUAAAGAAAUACGAUGUGUUCCUCAGUUUUAGAGGCGAGGACACUCGUGACACUAUCACAAGUCAUCUCUAUGCUGCUUUGUGUCGAAAGAAAAUCGAAACUUAUAUUGAUACCAGACUUGAAAGGGGAGAUGAAAUUUCUCCUGCUCUUAUGGAAGCUAUUGAGGAAUCAGAUGUCUCAGUAGUAAUUUUCUCUGAAAAUUAUGCUUCUUCCUCGUGGUGUUUGGAGGAGCUUGUGCAUAUACUCUAUUGCAGGGAAACCAAAGAUCAAGUAGUUAUACCUGUAUUUUAUAAUAUUGAUCCAUCCCAUGUUCGAAAACAAAAGGGCAGUUAUGAAGUUGCGUUUACAGAGCUUGAAGAUCGGUUUGAGGAUGAAAUGGAUAAGGUGCUCGAGUGGAAGGAGGCUUUAAAAGUAGCAGCUAAUUUAUCUGGGUUUGAUUCGAGAGUUACUAGGCCUGAGGCUAAAUUGGUUGAGGAUAUUGUUGAAGACAUUAUCAAGAAAUUGAAUCAUAUGUCAUCAGCUGAUGAUUUAGAAGGUUUAGUUGGAAUUGAGAAACACAUUGAGCGAGUUAAAUCAUUGUUAUGUAUUGAUUCAUUAGAAGUUCGUACUACUGUUAUUUGGGGCAUGGGUGGUAUUGGUAAGACGACUCUAGCCGGUGCUAUCUAUAAUAGUAUCUCUUCUCAGUUUGAUGGUUGCUCAUUUCUCACAAAUGUUAGGGAAGAAUCAGACAGACAUGGGCUAAUCAGUUUACGAAAUAAGCUUCUUGCUGAAUUACUUGAUGAGAAGAAUUUGAAUAUUAGAACUCCAUCUUUAGGAUCAAGUUUUGUUAAGAAGAGGCUUCGAAGCAAAAAGUUUUUCAUUGUUCUUGAUGAUGUGAAUUCACCAAGCCAGUUGAAAUGUUUAGUUGGAGAGCCUAAUCAAUUUGGCGCUGGAAGUAGAAUCAUUGUUACAACUAGAGACGUGCAAGUGCUUAGGAAAGGAGCUAAUGAGAUAUACAAGCUCGAGGGGUUAAAUUUUGAUGAAGCUCAUCAACUCUUUAAUUUGCAUGCUUUUGAAGAAAACUCUUCCACAAAUGAUUAUCUAGAGCUAUCAAAAAAGGUGGUAAAAUAUGCUAAUGGCGUUCCAUUAGCACUCGUUGUUUUAGGUUCCCACCUACUAGGCAGGAGCAAAGAAGCAUGGGAAAGUGCAAUGGCUAAAUUGAUGCAAACGCCUCAUGGAGAAAUUCAAGAUGUGUUGAAAAUAAGUUAUGAUGGACUAGAACUUGAUCAGAAAGAGAUAUUUCUUGAUAUUGCAUGUUUCUAUAAAGGAAAAAGCAUAACGUUUGUAGAAAGAAUACUAGAUGGAUGUGGUUUCUCUGCAAAGAUAGAAAUAGAUAUUUUAAUCAAAAAGUCUCUUAUAGCUAUCAUAGACAACAAGCUUUGGAUGCAUGACUUGUUAGAAUAUAUGGGUCGAGAAAUUGUUCGCCAAGAAUCUACAGAUGUCCCUGGAAAUCGCAGUAGGUUGUGGAUCGCGAAGGAUGUUUAUGAUGUAUUGAAAACAAAUUCAGGAACUGAAGCUAUUAAAGGCAUAUUCCUAAACAUGUCAAAGAUUGAAGAAGUAAGAUUGAGUCCUAUGGUGUUCUCAAAAAUGCAGAAACUGAGGUUGCUUAGAAUUUAUACUUCUGGUUCUGUCGAUGAUUGUAAGUUGCACCUUGGUGAAGGUCUUCAAUCACUUCCCUAUUCGCUUAGAUAUAUCCAUUGGCAUGGAUACCCUCUGAAAUCAUUACCACCGGAGUUUAAUCCUGAGAAUCUUGUUGAACUUAACAUGCCUUAUUGCAAGGUUGAUAAGCUUUGGAAUGGGGUCCAGCAUUUGAGCCGCUUAAGAAAGAUCAAUCUUAGUCACUCCAAACAGUUGACUGAAAUCCCAGAUCUCUCCAAGGCUCAAAAUCUCCAAUAUGUCAAUCUUCAGUUCUGCACAUGUUUGCGCAAUGUUCCAUCUUAUUUUCAGAGCCUUGAUAAGCUUACCAAAUUCAAUCUUACAGGCUGUCGACGUCUUACAAAUAUUCCGGAGAUAAAAGGAAAUAUGGAAUACCUGCAUUUAAGUCAAACUAUGAUUGAAGACUUGCCUUCAUCAAUUGGUUGCCUAGAUAAACUUGUGUCACUGAAUCUUGAUUAUUGUGAAGGCAUAAAGAAUCUCCCAAGUAGUAUUUGCAUGCUAAAGUCCUUACAAAUUCUUAUUCUAGUCGGUUGCUCAUCUUUUGACAAGUUUCCCGAGUUACCAAAAACUAUAAGAGAAUUAGAUUUGAGUGAUUCACUGAUAGAAAUAGUCCCUUCAUCUAUUGAGGGCCUUCUUCAUCUCAGGAAACUAUCUCUGGAAGAUUGUAUUAUGCUAGAGUGUCUCCCACCUUGCAUUUAUAAGCUGAAAUCACUUGAGUAUCUUUCGCUGUCUGGUUGCUCAAGCUUAGAAACGUUUCCAGAAAUAUCAGAGCUUAUGGAACAUUUAAAGAGUCUUAAUUUAAAAGAAACAGCAAUUAAAGAGUUACCAUUGUCAAUUGAUAAUCUGAUAGUGCUUCAAACAUUAAACUUGCAGAUGUGUGAAAAUCUUGAGUUUGUCCCAGAUAGCCUCUUUAGCUUGCAGCACCUUGAAAUCCUCCUUGUUGACCAUUCAAAACUUGAAAAAUUGCCUUCCUUGUCAUUUGGUUUGGGCUCUUUAAGUGUUCUAGAACUGAGCUGUUGUAAUUUAUUAGAAAUCCCUGAUCAGCUUGGUUGCUUAUCCUCAUUGGAAAGGUUAAACUUAAGUUGGAAUGCUUUUCAUAUAAUUCCUACAUCCAUCAAACAACUUUCUAAGUUGACUUACUUUGACAUAAGCAAUUGCAAGAGUCUUAAAUCCUUACCAGAGCUUCCAUCAUGUAUAGAAUUUCUUGAUGCUCAUGGCUGCACAUCAUUGGCAGUUGUUUCUAGCUCAGGGGCUGCACUCAUGCAAGGUUGGGAUCACUUCCAAGUUUCCUCAGAGCAACUUAUAUUUUUGAAUUGUGUGAAGUUAGAUGAGAAUGCACUCAUCAACAUAACCACUGAUGCCCAUAUAAGAAUUUUGCGUAUGGCAACUUUAUUGGCCUGGUCAGGAGAUGGAUAUGGGCAUGCUUAUUCAAUUAGUAUCUGUUGUCCUGGACAUGAAAUUCAAAAAUGGUUUAGCUACGAGAAUACUGGACCCUCAAUAAAUAUCAAGCUUUCUCCGCAAUGGCAUAAUGCAAACUUUUUAGGUUUUGCUUUAUGUGUUGUGGCUACAUUGGAGGAUCAUUGUUUGUAUGGAGAUUUGAAUUUUCAAUGUCACUGUCACUUCAAAACAAACAAUGGUGAAACCCGUGAAUUCCAAUGGCGUUUGAGGGGUUGGGGAUGGUAUAAUGAGGGUGAAACCAGAAUUGUCAAUUCGGAUCAUAUGUUUCUGUGGUAUGAUUACAGAAUUUGUUGUAGCGCAAAAGAAGACAGUUUUACCGAGGUGUCAUUUGAAUUUUACACUGUAGAUGCGUUAAGAAGACCUAUUAAUUCUUGCAAAGUGAAAAAAUGCGGGAUUUCUCUACUGUACAAGCAAGACACAUUAGAUCUCUUGAACUUUGAAUGAAGAUGUUGGAGAACCAGGGUAUGAAGAAGAUACUAAAACUAGGUGAUACUUCAGUGAGUCUCCGGAAAAUUUGAAACUAAUGCAUUUCCCUUGGAGUGCUUGAUGUUUCUCUCCUACAAUAUGGUGACAGGUGAGUAAACUGCUCUCAUUCAAGUGUUCAUCAAAAUUUCUUUUGGUGUUUUGAUCUUAUGGUUUUUGAAGCACUCCUCAUCACCUAUGCUGUACUAGAUAAUAAGACAAAAACAUGUUCAACCAUGUGAACUUUUCAGACCCAAUGAAAGAGAUUGAACUCAUUAUAAUGAGUAA